GAUUAGCGUCAUUGUGGGCGCCAUGUUGGAUAUGUAAAAGGAAAUACUGCGUGUUGACGACAGUGAUUUUCAUUUCUGGGAAGAAUCAAGUGUUCAUCUUGUGAGGUCGCCGAUGGAGAAGAGCGAAUACCUUUAAUCGUACAUAAAACUCAAUUAUCUAAGAGGUAUCAGUAGCGGUGUACAAGAAGAGACUUCACAAAUAAGAAAAGAAAAGAAUCGGUCGACGACGUCGUCGUCGUUGUACAAAACGGAAUUAACCCGGCGUUUUUAAUAUUUGGAUUUCUGAUUUUUUUUUUUUAUACCUAAACACGUUCGGUUGAGGUUCAAAUGGCGUGUGGAGCCACAUUAAAAAGGACUUUGGAAUUCGACCCUCUGAGCCCCGCGUCCCCGAAGCGGAGACGAUGCGCGCCUCUGUCCCCGGGCGCGUCCCCGCGGAAGUACCUGAGGAUGGAGCCGUCGCCCUUCGCUCAGGUGUCGUCUAGACUCUCCACAGAGCAAAUCCUUCUCAACAUCAAGCAGGAGUACAAGCGCAUGCAAAAGAGACGGCAUCUAGAAAGCACUUUUCAGCCGACGGACAGCUGCUACUCGCUGGACUCCCACGCCUCCGUCUUGAGCGGAUCUUCCCUCCCAGGUACAUCAUCCGGAUCAUCUUCUCCAUUAAGAAAAGAACAGCCUUUAUUCACUUUAAGACAAGUUGGUAUGAUCUGUGAACGCCUAUUAAAAGAACGUGAAGAGAAAGUUCGAGAGGAAUAUGAUGAGAUAUUGACUACAAAACUAGCAGAACAAUAUGAUGCUUUUGUGAAGUUCACACACGAUCAGCUAAUGAGGAGGUUUGGGGAGCAACCUGCUAGCUAUGUUUCCUGAGUAAGGCAUGAUGUCUGCAGGGAUGCCAGUUUCCCCCUUCAGUUGCUGCAAGCUGUUAAGCCGAUUCCCUGCAAAAGGCAUCUCCAGAGACUCUGCUGAUCCUAAGUCAGACUUAUAGCUGUGCCGUACGUCUCCUGUGGGCACGAGCCAUUUUAAGGUGUUGUUGGUAGCAACCACUUUCUCUUCACAAAUUGGCGCUUGGAGUGUUUCCUGCUGUGAAUGUGGACCUCUGCUACCUAUAACUCAAGCAGUGGCCUCCAGUGUUUCAUUUGCUGUACUCGUCUUAGGCUUCUUUCUGGCUCCUUUUAUAAAGGCAUCUGAUGUUCCCCACAGCCAGAUUUUCCCUCGUGUACUAUAGAACACUGUAGAACAUUGUUUUAAUUUUUGCAGAUCAGUGUAUUGUGGUGGGCAAGAACUCCCGUUUGGUCACAUGACAGUGAGGUUAAAUGUGCCUCAGACAGGUCCAUUGUAUUAAAUUCAUACAUGGGUUAAAGACUUGGUUAUUUGAUAUAUACAUAGAUUAAUUUAUUUUCAGUACCUGUUUUUAUUUACAUUAUGCAGUAACUGCCCACAUUGUGUAAUGGACUUUGGUUGGGGGAAGAAAAACCAAUAAAACGUUUACAUAGAA
Molecule: messenger RNA, 1492 nt
Organism: Scleropages formosus (Asian bonytongue)
Lineage: Eukaryota; Metazoa; Chordata; Actinopteri; Osteoglossiformes; Osteoglossidae
Gene: akirin2
Product: akirin 2
Exons: 5
Coding region: 328-864 (178 amino acids)
Biological process (GO): positive regulation of innate immune response; positive regulation of transcription by RNA polymerase II
Cellular component (GO): nucleus; chromatin
Molecular function (GO): transcription coregulator activity
Source: RefSeq, a predicted model, not a curated record